UUUUUAUGGCAUAUAUAUUGUUUUUAUAUAUUUAGUUUUUAAUUUCUAACGACCUUUUUAUUUCAAAUUUUUUUCACGGUUUUUCGGAUUUUUUAACGCGACGAAAAUGUAUCGGAAAAUUUGGCACAAACCUCUGCAUUGUCGAAAAAUUAAACAGUGGAGGCAUAUGCCGUUCUUUAGUAAAAUUAUUUACUACCAACAGCCCUUUAUCGAUCAUUUGGUUAACACUUGGCUGGAACCAUUACCUUUUCCGACAAUACUCAAGGUGUUGAUCACCUUCAUUUUGGCAAUUUUCAUCCUACUACCGGUCUUAUAUCCAGCGGUCAUUUUCAUUUGGUCCUACGCUGAGGUGCAGUAUAUCAUCGAAAACCACUACGACAUAGCUUUCCCGGAUAAACUGAAUGUGCUCGGCUAUCUGCACCGUCUCUACGCCUUUCGCAUUGCUAACGAAAAAUAUAAUCUCUUUCUGGUGUUGUAUUUGGAGCGCUGGCGCAUAGUGGGCACGGCGAUCGCCUCAACAAUUGACUAUAUACGGCUGGCGCUGUGUCUGGUCUUCAGCACGCAAUGAAAAAGCUACUUUAUUUUAUAUUACU
Molecule: messenger RNA, 593 nt
Organism: Bactrocera dorsalis (oriental fruit fly)
Lineage: Eukaryota; Metazoa; Arthropoda; Insecta; Diptera; Tephritidae
Exons: 3
Coding region: 107-568 (153 amino acids)
Source: RefSeq, a predicted model, not a curated record